This is a messenger RNA of Acanthochromis polyacanthus (spiny chromis), 1465 nucleotides long. RefSeq lists its product as uncharacterized. The record is from RefSeq and is a predicted model, not a curated record. The coding region runs from base 179 to 937 and encodes 252 amino acids. Lineage: Eukaryota; Metazoa; Chordata; Actinopteri; Pomacentridae. The transcript has 7 exons. Gene Ontology annotation, cellular component: membrane.
GUUUUUAUCUAAUCAGAAAGCAAGUCUAUCAGAUUUACGAGUUUAUACGGAGCCCUGAAGGCAGCAUAAUUGACCUGCAUCAACAGAGAACUUAGGUCAGGUUCACUUCACGAACUUCCGCGUCUGUCUGCGUCUGAAAACUGACACUUUAACUCCAGAAUUCCCUCUGACCAUCGUCAUGGCGUCCACGUCGAUCGCCACCGUAGGUGAGAUGGUGGUCGUCACUCAAGUCUUUCCCAAAGAUGAGAAGUCCGUCCCGCUUCAGACUCCUGCUGAUGCUCAGCUGAAGGCCCCGCCCUCUGCCGUGAAGACUCCGCCUCCUGCUAAGAAGAACCCCGCCAAGGUGGAUGACAUGACCACCGCCUUUCUGCGGGGGGAGCCGCUGAGCCUCGGGAUUGUUCAGAUCUGCAUCGGCCUGGUGUGCUUUUCGUUCAGCGUGUUCGCCAUCUUCUCUCCUGCCAUGAUAGUCUCCGCUCCGUUCUGCUUCGCCGCCGUUUUUGUGAUUUCCGGCUCUGUGGCGGUGGCGGCGAGGAGAGGGACCUCAAUCCAGCUGGUCUGGGCGUCUCUGAUGUCCCAUGUGCUCAGCGUGCUGCUCGGCCUGACGGGAGCAGCGUACCUCUGCUGGCUGAUGGCCGCCCAAAAAGUGGACAACAUAAUCUGUGACCCAAACGAAUUCUGGAGUUUGAGCGACCCCUAUGAUAUGAGGACAAGGUGUCUGGAGAAAGUGUGGUUUGUGGAUAGGACAUUGUACGGACUCUUCGGCCUCCUCCUGGUUCUGGUCAUCCUGCAGGUUUGUGUCGCCAUCACCGUUUGUGUUUUCAGCGGCAAAGCCAUCAGAUUGUACCGAUACUACGCCCCGAUCAAGGCGGAGGAGGGCGAUUGUGGCGCCCUGUUGGACAGCGACGGCGAGGACAUCUGUCACCCAGCGUCACCCUGAGAGGGGAGGACAAAACCUCUGAAUAUCACUUAAAAUACUGCAUUUAACCACUACAGAGUACAACCAUACUUCAACUCUGUCUGUCACUCUUUUCUGUAAUCGUCUUUCCCUGCUCUUAACCAGGUGUUUUUGCUGUGGUGGAGUAAAUCUGUGAUUGUGCUUUAAUAUGAAUCAGAUGAUAAAGACUUGAUGUAGAAAUAUAACACAGGUACGGUUUAUAAUAGUGCCAUCAGAGAAGAAGAGUCAACCUUUAAGGAGUAACUGUUACUCAGAUAAAGUUAAAAAAAGAGAUGGAGCCAGAGCUUAUAAUCUGGUGUUUGAAACACACAGUGCCUCUGGCUGAUCCACAUAACUUUAUCCCAGCAUGACAGUGAGACUUAUGUGGCUUGCACCUUUAAUAUGUUUAUUUGAAAUCUUCAUUGCCCAGAUGAAACUGACGGUAAAGAAUGACUUGCUGAAUGCUUUUCACACUUUAUAUGUAUUGUUUGUCUACAAAGCAACAAUAAAAUUGUGCGUGUUUUGACCGUA